This is a messenger RNA of Mycotypha africana, 1071 nucleotides long. Its product is annotated as chaperonin 10-like protein. Lineage: Eukaryota; Fungi; Mucoromycota; Mucoromycetes; Mucorales; Mycotyphaceae. The transcript has a single exon. Bases 1 to 1071 code for a protein of 356 amino acids. The record is from RefSeq and is a predicted model, not a curated record. Gene Ontology annotation, molecular function: alcohol dehydrogenase (NADP+) activity; zinc ion binding. Gene Ontology annotation, biological process: alcohol metabolic process.
AUGUCUGCUACUACUACAUACAACGGUAACGAUACUUUCCACGGUUGGGCUGCUUCUGCCAAGGGGGCACCUCUUGUUCUUCAAGAAAUGACAUUAAAGCAAUGGACUGAAGACGAUGUGGAGAUCAAGAUCAGCCACUGUGGUAUGUGUGGUAGUGAUGAUCACUAUCUUUGUGAAUCUUGGGGACCUUCCACCUAUCCUUGUGUCGUCGGUCAUGAAAUUGUAGGUACUGUCACUCGUGUCGGUAAAAACGUCAAGUAUGUGAAGGUAGGCGACCGUGCUGGCGUGGGAGCUCAAUCAGGUGCUUGUCAAAGGUGUGAAAACUGUCUCACUGGCAACCCCAAUACCUGCUCCGAUCUCAAGGGAUUUAUCUUGACGUACGGUAGCCGAUGGCCUUGUGGCACGCCGUCCUACGGUGGCUACGCUGACAAAUGGCGCGGUGAUCAACACUUUGUUUUCAAAGUGCCCGAUAACAUGACAAACGAAAUAGCAGCUACAUUUUUCUGCGCGGGUAUUACAACCUAUGCUCCUUUGAAACGUACUGAUGUGAAGGCUCACUCUGUUGUGGGUGUGAUGGGCAUAGGUGGUCUUGGUCACUAUGGUGUUCUUUGGGCCAAGGCGAUGGGCGCUAAGGUCAUCGGCAUGUCCCACAGCGAUAAGAAGCGCGAUGUUGCUUUAGAAUUGGGCUGUGAUGAUUACAUUGUGACCAGUGAUAAAGAAGAUAGGAAGAGAUAUUUCAAAAAGAUGACACACAUCCUCUGUACGGGAACCAGCCCUGACUUCCAAUGGGAACCUUACUUUGAUCUUUUGAAAGUAAACGGCCACUUUAUCAAUGUCAGCUUACCGAAGUGGGACUUUCCUCCCUUCCACACGUAUGACAUUCUGAAAAACCAGGUAUUCAUUCACGGUUCCGCUAUUGGUUCACCCAAUGAAAUCAGAGAGAUGCUCAAGUUUGCUGCCGAAAAGAAUGUCCGUCCUUGGAUCCAGAAAUACUCUAUGAAGGAUGUCAAUAAGGCCAUGGAAAAUUUCCGUGCUGGCAAGCCAAGAUUCAGAUUUGUAUUGGAAAAUUAG